AUGUAUUUAAUAACAACUCUGCUACCUGCUCAAUCCGAUCAACCGCUCAUCAAUCGUAUUCUACCAAAAGAACUCAUUCUUAGGAUCUUUUCAUUUUUGGAUAUUACAUCACUAUGUCGAUGUGCUCAAACAUGUCGUCAUUGGAAUCUUUUAGCGCUUGAUGGUAGCAAUUGGCAACAAGUUGAUCUCUUUCAAUUUCAAAAAGACAUCAAAGCACCGGUAGUAGAAAAUUUAGCAAAAAGAUGUGGUGGUUUUUUGAAAAAAUUAAGCUUACGUGGAUGUGAAAAUGUACAAGAAAAUGCUUUACGAUCAUUUACACUGAAAUGUCCAAAUAUUGAGCAUCUUUCAUUGUACAAAUGUAAACGUGUUACCGAUUCUACAUGCGAAUAUUUGGGACGAAAUUGUCAUCGAUUAGUUUGGUUGGAUCUCGAGAAUUGCACGGCAAUAACCGAUAAAUCUCUCAGGGCAGUAAGUGAAGGAUGUAAAAAUUUGGAAUAUUUAAAUAUUAGCUGGUGUGAAAAUGUGCAAAAUCGAGGAGUACAAGCAGUGCUACGGGGCUGUCCAAAGUUGAGCACUCUUAUCUGUCGUGGAUGUGAAGGA
Messenger RNA from Acanthocheilonema viteae, 600 nucleotides. The record is from the annotation of a GenBank genome assembly. NCBI's taxonomy places the organism in Eukaryota, Metazoa, Nematoda, Chromadorea, Rhabditida, Onchocercidae.